UCGGGCUGAAUUAACGCUGCAGCAGCAUCCACAUGCCCUGCAGGUGAACGCGACCCCAACGCUGCGAGUGUGCAUCCUCCACAGAUCCGGCCCUUUCCUGUCUCAUCACAUUUUACGCGCAUUUGGAACAAGCGAGUGCAUUUAUUUUUCAUACGAGCAGCUUCUCCUCCAGCAGCAUCACGCCAACGCGCAAAUCCCAGAGUGGGGGGAGCUGCUGAUGCGGCGGGAGCGCGCACCACCACCACCACCACCGCCACCGCCGCGGCGCGCAUGCACAGCUGUCAGCACCAAGGACAGCGGCAGCAGCGGCUCAUCCAGGAGCGACCGGCCUCACGGAGACAGAACAGUCCGCUCACAGCGCAGCGAGCAGCGGCCACAGGGAGCGACACGCACCCCGGAGAGGAACCGGCCUGGAGGCUCGGACUAUGCUGCAACUCUCCCUUCAGAACCACCGGGAGGUUUGAGCUGUUCUGCAGAGGAGGAGAUGGACAAUGCGGUUCCCUGGUUAACACCCUGUCCCUAAUAUGCUUGUGCACAUUCCUCCGCAUUGCACAUAAAUCCACAUCUUUUUCCUCCCUCCCUCCUUCCUUCUUUUUUCUUUUUGCACGCCCUCCCCCGCUCUACGCCGCCCACCUGGAUCGAGCCCGCAGUCGUGCAUACCGCAGGCUGAGCCGUGCUGCUGCCCACAAGCCAGUCGAGCCGACCCGCCACCGGAGAGGAUAGCGGCCGGGCUGCACGGUGCCGUCUGCUGGUGCGCACGAUGCGUCUGUUUCUGCUGGCGGUGCUCUUCUGGUGCUCCUGCGCGCGGGCCGGCUGCGAGCCGAAGAUCGUGAACAUCGGGGCCGUGCUGAGCCAGAAGAGGUUCGAGCAGGUCUUCAAAGAUGCCGUGACCCAGGCCAACCAGGUCUACGGCCGGGACAAAUUCAAGCUGACCGCCAUCUCCGUCACGCACAAGCCCAACGCCAUCCAGAUGGCUCUGUCCGUCUGCGAGGACCUCAUCUCCAGUCAGGUCUACGCCAUCCUGGUGAGUCACCCUCCCCAGUCCAAUGACCACCUCACGCCAACGCCUGUCUCCUACACCGCGGGCUUCUACCGCAUCCCGGUGGUGGGGCUCACCACCCGCAUGUCCAUCUACUCAGACAAGAGCAUCCACCUGUCCUUCCUGCGGACGGUCCCUCCCUACUCCCACCAGGCGCACGUGUGGUUCGACCUGAUGCGCGAGUUCAACUGGAACCACAUCAUCCUGAUCGUGAGCGACGACCACGAGGGGCGGGCGGCUCAAAAGAGGCUCGAGACCCUCCUGGAGGAGAGGGAGACCAAGAAUAAAAAAAGGAACUAUGAAAACCUCGACCAACUGUCCUAUGACAACAAGCGAGGACCUAAGGCAGAGAAAGUCCUCCAGUUCAGCCAGGAGACUAACUUAACUGCCCUGCUGCUGGAGGCCAAAGAGCUGGAGGCCCGAGUCAUCAUUCUGUCCGCCAGCGAGGAAGACGCUGCUGCGGUGUACAAGGCGGCCCGCUUCCUCAACAUGACGGGCUCUGGCUACGUGUGGCUGGUGGGCGAGCGGGAGAUGUCGGGUAAAGCCCUGAUCGAGGCGCCAGACGGUCUGAUCGGCCUCCAGCUCAUCAACGGCAAGAAUGAGUCGGCCCACAUCAAUGACGCGGUGGCUGUGGUGGCUCAGUCCAUCCAGGAGCUGUUUGAGAAGGAAAACAUAACAGAGCCUCCGAGAGGAUGCGUGGGCAACACCAACAUCUGGAAGACGGGGCCCCUUUUUAAACGGGUUCUGAUGUCAUCCAAAUACCCAGAGGGCCUCACGGGACGCGUGGAGUUCAACGACGAUGGCGACAGGAAGUACGCGCACUACGGUAUCCUCAACUACCAGAAGACUCGACUCGUUCAAGUCGGCAUCUACAACGGAACGCAGGUGGUGAUGAACAAUCAGCGGAAGAUCAUCUGGCCCGGAGGAGAGACGGAGAAACCGCAGGGCUUCCAGAUGUCCACUCGAUUAAAGAUCGUGACGAUACACCAGGAGCCAUUUGUGUACGUGAAGCCCACUAUGCCGGACGGAACGUGCCACGAGGAGAUGACACUGAAUGGAGUCUUAAUUAAAAAGGUUAUCUGCACUGGGCCCAAUGAGACCAUCCCAGGUAACACUUCAGGUCGCCCAAUCGUACCCCAGUGCUGUUACGGAUUCUGCGUUGACCUCCUGAUCAAGCUAGCUAUGACGAUGAACUUCACCUAUGAGGUGCAUCUGGUGGCUGAUGGGAAGUUCGGAACUCAGGAGAGGGUGAACAACAGUAACAAGAAAGAGUGGAACGGCAUGAUGGGAGAGCUCCUGGGGGGCCUGGCCGACAUGAUCGUGGCCCCGCUGACUAUAAACAACGAGAGAGCCCAGUACAUCGAGUUCUCCAAACCCUUUAAAUAUCAAGGUCUCACGAUCCUCGUUAAAAAGGAAAUUCCUCGCAGUACACUGGACUCGUUCAUGCAGCCGUUCCAAAGCACGCUGUGGCUGCUGGUGGGUCUAUCGGUGCAUGUGGUGGCGGUGAUGCUUUACCUACUAGACCGGUUCAGCCCGUUUGGAAGAUUUAAAGUAAACAGUGAAGAAGAAGAAGAGGACGCCCUCACCUUGUCAUCUGCCAUGUGGUUCUCCUGGGGAGUGUUGCUGAACUCUGGAAUAGGAGAAGGUGCCCCGCGCAGCUUCUCAGCGAGAAUCCUGGGUAUGGUGUGGGCCGGCUUUGCUAUGAUCAUUGUGGCCUCUUAUACUGCCAAUCUGGCUGCCUUCCUGGUGUUGGACCGGCCUGAGGAGCGCAUCACCGGCAUCAAUGACCCAAGGCUGAGAAACCCAUCGGACAAAUUCAUCUAUGCCACGGUGAAGCAGAGCUCCGUGGACAUCUACUUCCGGCGGCAGGUGGAGCUUAGCACCAUGUACCGCCACAUGGAGAAGCACAACUAUGAGAGUGCCGCCGAAGCCAUCCAGGCCGUGCGUGACAACAAGCUGCAUGCUUUCAUCUGGGACUCUGCGGUGCUGGAGUUUGAAGCCUCGCAGAAGUGCGACCUGGUGACCACGGGAGAGCUGUUUUUCCGCUCGGGCUUUGGCAUAGGCAUGCGCAAGGACAGCCCCUGGAAACAGAAUGUGUCCCUGGCCAUUCUCAGUUCCCAUGAGAACGGCUUCAUGGAAGACCUAGAUAAAACCUGGGUGAGAUACCAGGAGUGUGACUCAAGGAGCAAUGCCCCAGCCACACUCACCUUUGAAAACAUGGCAGGUGUCUUCAUGCUGGUGGCUGGAGGCAUAGCCGCCGGGAUCUUCCUCAUUUUCAUCGAAAUUGCCUACAAACGGCAUAAAGACGCCCGCAGGAAGCAGAUGCAGCUGGCCUUUGCGGCCGUCAAUGUUUGGAGGAAGAACCUGCAGCCCUCUUCCUCUCUAGAGACUCAGGAUGAUAGGAAAAGUGGUAGAGCAGAGCCCGACCCCCAAAAGAAAGCCUCUUUUAGGUCCAUCAGUACCAACCUGGCCUCCAGCAUCAAGAGACGUAGGUCCUCCAAAGACACGCAGUACCCACCCACUGACAUCACGGGCCAACUCAACUUGUCGGACCCGUCUGUCAGCACUGUGGUGUAGGAGCGAGGGAGCCACCGAGGUCCGCUCCCCGAGGAGAGAGGAAACCAGACGAGGAAGGAGGAGGGAGAGGAGGAGACCUUUUCCCCUGUUCCCUUCGAAAGGCCGGAGCUUUUCUUUUUCACUGCCUGCUGGAGAAGAGGCUGAAAACUGAAUUUGCACCUUUGUUUUAUUUUUUUAGAUAGAUCCCUGAGCAUGCACUGACGAACCCAUUGGACUCAUCUACAACACUUCUGUAUAUUAUCCGCCGACUUAUUUAACCUUGUUUCCGUCCUUUUACUCACAGAUUUACUUAAUGUUGGGUGUUUCUCUAAGUUCCUCCGCAGCUGUAUAGCAUUUAGCAAGCCAGGUUUAGUUUGGUUACGUUUAGGGAUUUAAACCAGUACUGUUCUCUACAUAUCACUUCUAAUUAGGGCCUGGAUACCAAUAGUAAUAUUUAGUAUUUCUUAACAACAUGUACUGCAAUAGAAGGCGGACUGUAUAAGCUUCAAAGUAUUUUUUAAUAGGAACUACUUGUGUUUUUAUCUACACUUUUAGAUGAGGAUGGGAAACACUAAUAAUGGCACUAACAAAGAGAAUAUGACUACUCUCGUCUAAUGGAAGCAUGUGUGUGUGCUUGUAUAAGAGCUUUAUGUAUCUGAAUGAGGAUACUGAUGUUUGUUAUUUUCAACAUAUAGAGUUUGUUUCUCGUAUUUAAUCUUGCACCAAUCUCCCAAAAACGCAUGUGUUCUUUUUUCUGGCAGGAACUCGGCUUCUUUUUAAGAAAAAACUGUUUGGCUUUAAUUCUAUUUAUAGCAGGUGAAGUUUCAUCAUUUGUCUGUUGAAACCGUUACGUAAGGCUUCUGUGUUUUCGUUUUAUUUUAUGUCCGAACAAGUUUGACAUGCAGCCACAAGCCAUGUUGUGUUUGGGGACGCCCUCUCUCUUCCUCUCUCCUGCCGCGGCACACUUUCUCAUUUCCAGUCUCGAAGGGGUUGCAUCAAGGGGCCAGGUUUUUUCACCCAACCAGAACUCGGUCCUUCCUGCAAAACCUCCUCCCCGAGCCGUGCCGAGCCGGGCCGGGCGGGAGAUCGUUUACAAGAAGGAACCUGAGUGAAUCGAAAGCUUUGCUCAGCCUGCAGGUUUGUGUGCAGGUCUUGGUUAGAUGCAAAAACAGGCCUUUUCCCAGCUUCUGGAUGUGAGAAACCACUGCUGUCGGUUUACAAAGACUAUCACUUCCCUUCCUGGUGUCUGGCACUGCAGAGCACUUUAUGUCGAGGGGUCUCCCAAACCGAAAUCUGCUGACUUACC
Messenger RNA from Hippoglossus stenolepis (Pacific halibut), 4901 nucleotides. RefSeq names its product glutamate receptor, ionotropic, N-methyl D-aspartate 1a (gene grin1a). Gene Ontology annotation, cellular component: synapse; neuron projection; NMDA selective glutamate receptor complex. Lineage: Eukaryota; Metazoa; Chordata; Actinopteri; Pleuronectiformes; Pleuronectidae. Gene Ontology annotation, biological process: chemical synaptic transmission; ionotropic glutamate receptor signaling pathway; monoatomic ion transport. Bases 761 to 3616 code for a protein of 951 amino acids. The transcript has 22 exons. Gene Ontology annotation, molecular function: NMDA glutamate receptor activity. The record is from RefSeq and is a predicted model, not a curated record.